AUGCCCUCCGUAUCUGCGGGCCACGCGCUCGACCUCGACAAAUUCCUGAAAUCUCUCAAGGGACAACAGUUGGAAGCUUCCAUCAACAGCUUGAUAUCUCUUCUGAAGCGAAGACAGAUUAGAGGAUCCGAGCCUUGCGCCAUCGCUACCGCCCACAUCCUGCUCCAAGUCGUUGCGCGCUCAAAAUGGCACGACGUCGACAGCCUCUUGAUCAACGUCUCAAGAACCGGCCGUAGACUGGUCGACGCCCAGCCCAACGAGCUUGUCAUUGGCAACAUUGUGCGCCGAGUUUUGGGCCUGAUCCGAGACGAGGCGUCUGAAGAUCGAGGCGAUGCAGGCGAUGAAUCGGCCAGCGAAGCACCCACUCCAACUGACAUUGUCCCGCCCACCUCCAUCAGCCAGCAGUGGUCGUCAAAACGGUUCGACUCAGUCGAUAGUUCAACCAGUGCCUCACGCCCUCCACUCGUCUCCUCCUAUAGCUCCAUCAAUCCGCCCAAAUCACUGUUUCACCUGCUGUCGACCUCGCCUCCCACUGACGGAAAUGUGUCGCCUUUCAAGACUUCAGGCGCUUCGACCCCUACCUGGCGGGGGAACGCGAGCCAGAUCCAUGCGCUGCGCUCUGAAGUGAUUGACGGUAUCGAGGAGAUCAAGGACGAAAUCAGCCAGGUGGAUGACCAGAUUGCCGCCUCUGCUGAAGUGCAGAUCCAUCCUGGAGACUUGAUACUGGUCCACCAGCCAUCCCCAACAACUGAACGAUUUAUUCUUCGCGCCGCCCAAAAGCGCAAGUUUACCGUCCUCCUCGCCAUGGCGCCGCCGAGAAGACAACACUCGCCCGAGAACCAGCAUGCCACAUUUAGAAAGAAGCUGUCGGCAGCCGGCGUCACGGUGGUGAAUGUGAUGAAUGGCGGACUAAUGGCUUACAUGUCAAGAGUCAACAAGGUCAUUAUUGGUGCAAGAGCAGUUGUUGCCACGGGUGGUGUUGUAGCCGAUGCUGGCUCUGCUGCUAUUGCACGAGCCGCCAAGGAGCAGGGCGCUGCUGUUGUCGUGCUCAACGGCAUCUACAAGCUGAGCCCGGAGAGCCCCUUUGACGAGAGUUCGCUGAUUGAAUGGGGCGACUCGUCGACGUUUGUGAGCUUCUCGGACGGUCCUCUGGUGAGUGGCGCGGAGAUUCGAACCGCACUCACGGAGCUGAUUCCGCCGGAGCUUAUCGACACUUAUAUCACAAACCUGGGCACACAUUCACGCGACCAUCUGUCGAGCCUUAUCGCAGACCAUUACAAGCGAGAGGACGCCGACUUUCACAUCUGGGAAGAGGCUCUCCCGUGA
Messenger RNA from Trichoderma gamsii, 1326 nucleotides. RefSeq lists its product as hypothetical. Gene Ontology annotation, cellular component: eukaryotic translation initiation factor 2B complex. Gene Ontology annotation, molecular function: translation initiation factor activity; guanyl-nucleotide exchange factor activity. The record is from RefSeq and is a predicted model, not a curated record. NCBI's taxonomy places the organism in Eukaryota, Fungi, Ascomycota, Sordariomycetes, Hypocreales, Hypocreaceae. Gene Ontology annotation, biological process: translational initiation. Bases 1 to 1326 code for a protein of 441 amino acids. The transcript has 3 exons.